UUUUCAUUUUUCCUCCAUGUGACCGACUUUGUCCGAGUCGGCGGAUCUCAGAUUUCACGCGUCUAUAUAUCGGAUUGGACCGCUUGUCUUCAUCCGAAACCCUCUUUCUCCUAGGGUUAAAGCUAGUUUUUUUUGGUAGAUCCGUGUGGUGGAAUCGAAAUUCAUUUUUUUGUUGAUUUCGCGCCAUAUAACUACCGGGUUUUCUCGAGAUUCUCUGUGUAAGAGGACGAAUCGAGACUAGGGUUACGGGUUUCGAUUCGAAUUGGUUGCUUUUACCUUCGUUCGAAUCUGAGAAAGAAACAGAAACAAUGUCGCGAACGUUUCCUUGCCCACCGUCUGGCUAUGAGAGGAGCUGGGCGAAUGGUCAGGACUUGGUCGAUUCGACUAAGAUCAAAAUCGACACAGUCAAUCCGAUAAAGGAACUCUGGAAACAGAAGGAGAAGAAGGAGAAAAGGAGAGAUAAGAAAGAAAAGCGUGAGAAAUCUAAGAAAGCCCUUGAACAACGUGCAGCCAAGUUUGAUAAUAACCCUGAACCCCUAUAUUCCAAGAAAAUUCAAGAUGAAAGUAGACAACUUGAGAAGAGUGAUUUGACUGAAGAACAUGAACUACCUCAAAGUCUCUGUUAUCUGUCUGAUGAAAGUCAGAGCAGUAACAAGAGGAAAAGGCAGGAUUGGCCUGCUGUUGAGAGCAAUGUCAAAGCUGUACCAGGUAAACCUUUACGCAUCCGAUUUGUGUUUAGAAAGCCAAACAAACCUGAGUCCGUGCCUCAAGAGGAACGUGUCUGCUCAACUUCGGUCGCCCAAGAUGCCGAUACGAGUUUUGUCGCGAAUGCAAGGACAUCUUUGCAAGAAGAGAACUUGCCCUCGACUUCUCGAGGGGAGGAGGGCACUACAAUUCCCAUUGGCAUGAGAAAGAAAGAACGGAAAAGAAGCAAAGAAUCCCGAUACCAUGCAUUGUUUGAAGGAUGGGUUCCCUCUGCCCCUUCUUCUACGGCAUUGGAUGUUGAUUACGACCAUCAAGAUUGGCUCUUUUGUAGUAGGAAGCAAGAAAGGCCUAAAGCCGGAGCAGGAAAGAUGGACAAGGACUUGAACAGCUUGCGGUGUUUAGGAGAUCCCUCUUGGUCUAGAGCUCUGUUUUUGCCUGAAGUUGGCAUCUAUUCGUUACCCUAUACUAUCCCUUUAUGAUAUUCCAUUGAUUUUUGUCUUCUUUUUUUCCCUUUUGCUUGACCUGUAUCUCAGCUCGGCUUCAACUUGUUCAGUCACAGAGAUCUGUAUACCAUUUUGCGUUAUUGAUGGUGAAAUGGGUUCUUGUUAAUCUGAUUGUUCAGAAAACAGUUGUUGAUGUA
This is a messenger RNA of Tarenaya hassleriana, 1345 nucleotides long. RefSeq names its product DNA ligase 1. The transcript is spliced from 3 exons. Bases 309 to 1184 code for a protein of 291 amino acids. Lineage: Eukaryota; Viridiplantae; Streptophyta; Magnoliopsida; Brassicales; Cleomaceae. The record is from RefSeq and is a predicted model, not a curated record.